AUGACUUCCACAUCCUCGUCGACACAUACUUCAUUAAUAUUUGAAACAAAAUGGCAUUCAACAGCAACAACAUCGUAUAUUCUUCAUCAACGUCCAUCUUAUCCACUAUCUGAUAUAUCAACAAAUUGCACAACAAUGAAAAUAUCUUCAUCGACUAAAAUUCUAUCUUCAAAUAAAUUUCAAACGUCAGAUGGUAGUAGUACUGAAAGUGAUGAAUGUGAAACAGGUGAUUUAUCUAGUGAUGAAUAUCCAACACAAUUGAAAGAAAAUUAUGAUAAUGAAAUGUCAGAUAUUGCAUUGUUUCUAAAUGAUCGAAGGCAAAUAGCAGUUGGUGCUGCUCCAUCAGAAAAUUCUGUAAGACGUUUUCCUCAUCGUCCCUCUUCAUUAUCCCAUAUUCAAAAAUAUUCUUCUCCAUCCAAAUCCAAACUUUCUUUAACCGAUCACGCGAAAUCGUUAAUCAAAAACAAGGUUAUACUUCAGAAACAACGAAGUAUUCAACGUAUACAAUUAUAUGAAGAUUUAAAAAAGCUUAAUCACAGACGAAUUCAAGUUAUUGAUGAAUUGAUUAAUUUGGAUGAACUGCAUGAACAGAAAGUUAAACAAUUAUCAGAAAUUUUGUAG
Didymodactylos carnosus is the source of this 621-nucleotide messenger RNA. The record is from the annotation of a GenBank genome assembly. Lineage: Eukaryota; Metazoa; Rotifera; Eurotatoria; Philodinida; Philodinidae.